CCUAGUAUUAAUAAAUUGAUAUUGUUUAAUUGUUAUUAAGUAAGAGAAUAUCUUAUUAAUAAAAUGAAAGUUUUCCAAUUCUCAAGUUCCACCAUCGUCAUUGUGAUUGUAACUAUUUCCAUGUUGAUUGAAAAAAGUAAAGGUUCUGAUAUUGAUGGUGAAAGUCAACUCGUAUUCCAUCAGGGGCGUACAUCCGAAAAACCUGAAACCGAUUUCUCGAUAAUCUCUGAUGUUUUGAUGAAAGAUUUUCUUUACCAAAAUCCUAAUCGUACAACUGGAUUAGAUUUACUGGUCGCUAAUAUAAUGAGAGGUCGUGACCGCGGAAUACCUGGUUACAUUAAUUACAUUGAUUACUGUUUUGGUUACAAAGUAAAUGAUUGGCCUGAUCUUUACAAGUACAUCCCACGAACUCAGGUUCAUAAUCUUCAACGUAUGUACAGAGAUGUCUAUGAUAUCGAUCUAUUCGUUGGAGGAGUUUCUGAACGCCGAGUACCCGGAAAUGCUAUGGGUCCAACUUUCUCAUGUAUUAAUGGAAUCCACGAGUAUCUCUCAAAGCUUGGUGACCGUUACUUUCAUGAACAUGGUGGUCAAGCUGGUUCAUUUACUCCUGAACAAUUAUCGAAUUUCUAGAAUCACCGAGUAUUAGUUAAAUUCUCAAAAUCUAAUUCAGUUAUGAUGUAUACGAAUAUUGAUUACUUAAUCGUUAUAAGAGCUGAUAAAAUAAAAUUGAUUAUCUAAAAUAAAA
Molecule: messenger RNA, 745 nt
Organism: Panonychus citri (citrus red mite)
Lineage: Eukaryota; Metazoa; Arthropoda; Arachnida; Trombidiformes; Tetranychidae
Product: peroxidase-like protein
Exons: 3
Coding region: 64-630 (188 amino acids)
Biological process (GO): response to oxidative stress
Molecular function (GO): heme binding; peroxidase activity
Source: RefSeq, a predicted model, not a curated record